AAGUUAGUUUCGAAUCCAUCUGUUAGAGCGCGCAUCUGUCGCUCUUCCUUUUCGUUUCCCGUCAUCAAACAUGGGUAUCGACAUUAACCAUAAACAUGACCGCAAGGUUAGGCGCACAGAACCUAAAAGCCAAGAUGUUUAUUUGCGCCUUUUAGUGAAGCUGUAUAGAUAUUUGGCUCGUCGUACAAACUCAAAGUUUAACAGGAUCAUUUUGAAGCGUUUGUUUAUGAGUAAAAUCAACAAACCACCAAUUUCCUUAGCUAGAAUUGUACGUUUUAUGAAAAAACCAGGCCGAGAAGGUAUGACUGCAGUUGUUGUAGGCACAGUAACCGAUGAUGCCAGAAUUUGGGAUGUACCUAAUUUGACAGUGUGUGCUCUUCGUGUAACGGAAAAAGCACGUGCUAGAAUUUUAAAAGCAGGUGGAGAAAUUUUAACAUUUGACCAAUUGGCAUUACGAGCCCCUACUGGUGCCAAAACUGUCUUAAUGCAAGGAAGGAGAAACGCUCGUGAAGCUGUGAAACAUUUUGGUCCAGCUCCUGGUGUUCCACACUCGCACAGCAAACCAUUUGUACGAUCCAAGGGACGCAAAUUCGAGAGGGCACGUGGUCGCAGGCGUUCGUGCGGUUACAAGAAAUAGAUUAUUGUUUUUGUAAUUUAAUGUGCAAGCUGUAUGUUUACUGAUUUUUAUGGUAAAUAAAGAUUGUAAGGUACAGUUAAUAUUUA
Messenger RNA from Onthophagus taurus, 723 nucleotides. The record is from RefSeq and is a predicted model, not a curated record. Lineage: Eukaryota; Metazoa; Arthropoda; Insecta; Coleoptera; Scarabaeidae.